Molecule: messenger RNA, 3198 nt
Organism: Asterias rubens (European starfish)
Lineage: Eukaryota; Metazoa; Echinodermata; Asteroidea; Forcipulatida; Asteriidae
Product: spliceosome RNA helicase DDX39B
Exons: 10
Coding region: 61-1368 (435 amino acids)
Biological process (GO): mRNA splicing, via spliceosome; mRNA export from nucleus
Molecular function (GO): ATP binding; RNA binding; RNA helicase activity
Source: RefSeq, a predicted model, not a curated record
CUGUUCACGGAAGUUGGUUCUGAUUUAUCUCGGCUCUCGAAGAUAUCUAAGUAACUCAAAAUGGCUGAUAAUGAUGUCGAUCAAGAGCUUUUGGAUUACGAAGAAGAGGAACACGACACCACCCAGGAGGCUGCUGGUGAUGCUCCCGCGCAACAAGUAGCCAAGAAAGAUGUGAAAGGAACCUACGUGUCCAUUCACAGCUCGGGGUUCAGAGAUUUCUUGUUGAAGCCAGAGUUGCUGCGGGCAAUUGUUGACUGUGGUUUUGAACAUCCAUCUGAGGUUCAACAUGAGUGCAUUCCACAAGCCAUCCUUGGUAUGGACGUCCUUUGCCAGGCCAAGAGUGGUAUGGGAAAGACGGCAGUCUUUGUUUUGUCAACUCUUCAACAGCUUGAGCCAGUAGAAGGACAGAUCGGUGUGUUAGUUAUGUGCCACACUCGUGAGUUGGCCUACCAGAUCAAGAAAGAGUACGACCGCUUCUCCAAGUACAUGCCGUCCAUGAAGGAGAAGGUAGCCGUGUUCUUCGGCGGUCUCAACAUCCAGAAGGACAUACAGAAGCUGAAGACGGAUCCCCCUCACAUCGUAGUCGGCACACCAGGACGUCUGUUGGCGCUCUGCCGUAACAAGUCGCUCAAUCUCAAGAAUGUCAAGCACUUCAUCCUUGAUGAAUGCGACAAGAUGCUGGAACAGCUAGACAUGAGAAAAGACGUCCAAGAGAUCUUUCGCACCACCCCCCACGAGAAACAAGUCAUGAUGUUCAGCGCCACACUCAGCAAGGAAAUCCGGCCAGUCUGCAAGAAGUUCAUGCAAGACCCAAUGGAAGUGUACGUCGAUGACGAGACUAAGCUAACUCUCCACGGUCUGAUGCAAUACUACGUCAAACUGAAGGACAACGAGAAGAACCGCAAGCUGUUUGAUCUCCUCGAUGUGCUUGAGUUCAACCAGGUUGUCAUCUUCAUCAGAAGUGUUCAACGCUGUGUUGCUCUGUGUGAACUCCUGGUGGAGCAGAACUUCCCUGCCAUCAGUAUCCAUCGCUUGAUGCCACAAGCCACAAGAUUGCAAAACUACAAGUUGUUCAAGAACUUUGAGAAGCGCAUCUUGGUCGCUACCAACCUGUUCGGACGCGGUAUGGACAUAGAGAGAGUGAACAUUGUGUUCAACUACGACAUGCCUGAAAACUCUGACACCUACCUUCACAGGGUCGCCCGUGCUGGUCGCUUUGGCACGAAGGGUUUAGCCAUCACCUUCGUCUCCGAUGAGAAUGAUGCUAAAAUUCUCAACGACGUUCAGGACAGAUUUGAAGUCAACAUCACUGAAUUGCCCGAAGAAAUCGACAUGGCCUCUUACAUUGAACCUGACAGGUUCCAGUGAUUUCAGAGUGUGGUGAAAUUCAUUCUUGCACUGUUCUGAGACAUCGAUAACAAGACAAGAAACCAGAUACAGGAGAGAGCAGUUGGACAAGCUUAGGUCAGUUCUAUCAGAGAGAAUCAGUUUAGUUGGCUGACGAUGGAACCAGAGUGAACCAGUUUAGUUGGCUAACUAGAGAGAACCGGAGAGAACCAGUUUAGUUGGCUGACUAGAGAGAACCAGAGAGAACCAGUUUAGUUGGCCUACUAGACAGAACCAGAGAGAACCAGUUUAGUUGGCUAACAAGAGAGAACCUGUUUUGUUGGCUAACUAGACAGAACCAGAGAGAACCAGUUUAGUUGGCUAACUAGAGAGAACCUGUUUUGUUGGCUAACUAGACAGAACCAGAGAGAACCAGUUUAGUCGGCUAACUAGACAUAACCAUGGAGAACCAGUUUAGUCGGCUAACUAGACAGAACCAUGGAGAACCAGUUUAGUUGGGAUUUGAAACUUAAAUUAGCUUAUUAUACAACCAUGGACUGACCAAGUACCUCAAUGCCUCACAUGGAAAGAAAUCUUGUUUAAAGGGAGAGUAUACCUUUGGUAAAUACUUAAACAAACAAAUAAUGAUCAGAAAAACUUGGUAAGAAGCACUGCAGCUGUUGAUAAUAAAUGUAUAGCACUUUGAGAAACAGCUCCCUUGAAAAGAAUCCGGUUUUAGAAAGAGGGAUUGAAACAAAUUCGUUUUGGGAAAACGUUUCAGAAAAAUUUCUCAGAUUUUGUUUUCCAUUUGCGGAUUAUUCUCCCCGUGUGGACAUAACCAGAUUUUGGGGGAUAUCCCCCUCAAAACGCUACCACCAGUUUUAUUGUACAUAUCUCCAUUUACAUAUGAUUAAAACAAUCACACAUUUUCAAAAACCCAAAGUAUACUUUACCUUCAAUCGUAUAUCCAAUGGCUUUCUAUACAUUAUAAAUAUGACUAUUGUACUCAUUUCUACAUUUAACAUUCAUUGUCGUAAAGAUUCACGCAGAAGAUAUUUUUAAAGAAACAUAAAAUUGUAAGAGAGAACAAAGCAAUCCUAAUGACAAUUUAUGUCUUUGCUUUAUAGUUUGUACGAGGACCAUACAUUUUCAACAAGAAAAAAAAUCCCACUAAUUUGUUGAUCGGUUGCAGAGCUGCUGAAUUUACCAGAUUCUGCAGAAAGUUUCCUGGGGAAAUUUGUUUUUUUCCGUGUACUAACGGAAACUUGUUCACUAUCAUGUUAAAUGUAAUUCUAAAUAUCUCCAUGAUUGUUGUACAAUAUCUCCCUGGUUGCAAGAUGUUAAUGUUGGCAGUUCGUUUGGGCAAUGGUGGGUUAUUACUUACAAAUACGACAAAACCCGUUCAUUUAUAAGCUGGCCCAAUUUCAUAGAGCUGCUUAAGCAGGGAAGGAUGCUUAACAAUAUCUGCUAAGCAAAACAAGUAGGAUACCAGUUGCAUGUUGUACUUGUGACAUGGUAGUUCAGCUGGUAACCUUAUUCUGGCAAGCAUUAUGAACUUAUGUUAUGCUUGGGCAGCUUCAUGAAAUUGGGCCCUGAUCUGCGUUGUUUUCAGGACUUGACAAGCCAUUAUACUCGGAAGCCUGCAAAUGAUGAAAUUGUUGAAAACAAAUUUAAUAAAAACACCUUAAAAUCCCCCAAUUAUUGUUUAUAAAUCAAAAUUGUGUUUUGUAUUACCUAACAAACAUUACCGAACAAACAAAAAAUGAAUGCGACGUUUCGAUUGCUGGUGAAGUUUUUAAUUAAUUCCAACUUUACUUAAGGUCUGUAAAAGAAAGUGUAAAUAUUGUUUUAACUAGACAGUUGUCUCCUUUA